AUGAAUGCUGAAAAACUACGCCGUUUGCAGUCCCAGGUGCGGAUAGGUGGUAAGGGUACCCCACGUCGCAAGAAGAAGGUUAUGCAUCAGUCCGCAGCUACAGAUGACAAAAAAUUGCAAAGCUCUCUAAAGAAGUUGUCCGUUAGUACUAUACCCGGCAUUGAAGAGGUUAACAUCAUCAAAGAUGAUCUAACGGUUAUACACUUCAAUAACCCUAAAGCUCAGGCAUCGUUGUCGGCAAAUACCUUUGCCGUUACAGGACAUGGAGAAACCAAAAAGAUUGUCGAAAUGUUACCCGAAAUUUUACCACAGUUGGGUCAAGACACUGUUAUGCAGUUGCGUAUGUUUGCCAAUACCAUGACGGGCAAUCAGGCCGCAUCAAAGACCGCAGCCAAAGGUAAGAUUGGCAGCACAUUAGAAAAUGUCGCUGAAGAGGAUGAUGAAGUUCCAAUGUUGGUAAAUGAUUUUGAGGAGAUUGCCAAAAUGGAUGAGGCUAAGUUGAACAAAACUGCCAAAGAAAAGCCAAAAAUUGAAAAAAAGACAUCCCAAAACUCUGCACCGCCGGCGAAUAAAGAAAAUGGCGAAAUCAAGCAACAACAAAAACAAACUGAUGUAGAACAAAAAGUCGAUGUGGCAAAACUUGAGUCCACCGCUGCAAAGAACGAGGAAAAAACGGACAAAAAAUCAAAGAAACAACAAAACAAACAGUCGGCCAAUGGGGCAGCUAAAAAUAAAAAUGAAACAUCUAAGACCGAUACCAACAAACAACAACAGAAACCAAACCAAAAACAAGUAAAAAUUGCAGUGCCAAACGAGAAGAGUGCCGAGCAACCGAAUGACUCCAAAGAUGUAGCAACCAAUACCAAUCAAGGUGGAAAAUCUAUGAAACUAGAAGCGGGAGACAAGGUGCAAUCGAAGAAUGAUGUUGAAUCGAAAGAUAAAGGCAAAAAUGCUGCAGAUAAUAAAAAUAAAAUAUCUGAAAUGAAAGAGGAAAAAACUCCGAAAACAGCAGAGGACACUUUAAAACACAAUCUAGACAACAAAUUGAAAAAUGACAAAACGAAGGAAGUUAAAGAGGCUGCAAUUGUUGACACAAAAGUUGCGCAAACUCAGCUAGCAACUGCCAAGCCGCCAAUGGAAGCAAAAGAUGUAAAACCCCAAGAAGCUGCAAAGGCGACCCAAGAAAAUAAAGAUUCAAAGUUGUCAGAAACUCUAAAAGCUGGUGAGCAAAAACUUGCAGCAGCACCUCAGCCAACUGUACAAGAACCCACAAAUGUACAGAAAAUUGAUGAAAACCUAAACCUAACACCAAAGAGUCCAUCACCCCAGCCUAUGGCAAAGGGUAAAUCUAAAUCAAAAUCACCCCAACCCCCCGGUGUUCAGAAACAACAAUUGGCUGCAAGCAACCAACCGCCAAAGAGUCCAUCACCACAACCACAACCUGUUGUACAAGAAACCAAAGACCUGAAGAAAGUAGAAUUGCCAAAAGAAAGCACUACAGCAAGGCCAAGUCCAUCUCCAAUGCCUACGGUGCAAGAGCCAAAAGACUUGGGCAAACAAAUGGAAUUGUCAAAAGAUGAAAAAGUCCAAUUAGCUCCAAAAAGCCCCUCACCACAACCCCAAGGUAAAUCGAAAUCAAAAUCUCCACAACCCAAAGAGAAACAAAUGCAGCAGCAACAACAAUUAUCACAAAAUAAUCAAGCUGUCCCAAAGAGUCCUUCACCACAGCCCACUGUGCAGCAACCAAAGAAAAUGGAAUUGCCAAAGGAUGAUAGAGCGCAUCAGACUCCAAAAUCUCUAUCACCACAACCCUCUGUGCAACAGUCAAUUAAAAUUAAUGAUAACGUGCCAAAGAGUCCAUCGCCACAGCCUCAGCCCGCAGUGCAGGAACCAAAGAAAAUUGAUUCACCUAAAGAAGAUAAAGCUCAACAGGUCCCCAAGAGCCCUUCAACACAGCCCAUUACACCGGAAACAAAGGAAGUAAAGCAAAUGGAAUUACCGAAAAAUGAUAAAUCUCAUUUGGUUCCGAAGAGUCCAUCACCUCAGCCCAUGGCCCAAGGUAAAUCCAAAUCAAAGUCACCACAACCCAGAGAAAAGUCAAUGCAGGAAGCGGCUGCAAAAAAUCUAAAUGCACAGGGUGCUACAACGAAAAGUCCCUCCCCACAGCCUAAAGCAAAAUCUCCGCAACCAAAAGAUGUGAAGAAGCAGGAUGCAGCUGCAAAACCCAAAACCGAAGUAGCAAAAGAAGAAGCAGCUCCAAUAAAACCAGAGACCCCAAAUGAUUCCACUAAAAAAACAGAAGAAGAAGUAAAGGAAAUUAAGGAGGAUAAAAAGAGCGAAACUAUUGCGAGUAAUGCUAAUAUUAUUAAAGAAGAAAUCAAGAGCCCAACAUUACCGGACAAUAAAUCUGAAAUUGCUCAAGUAACUACUGCUGAAGCCAACAAAGAUGUGGGAGGAACGAAGGCACAAGUCUCAAAAGAUCCAGAGAAAAAAAUAGAUACAGUCCAACAAAAAACUGACACAAAACGAUCUAAUGUUCCACAAGAAACAGCCAAGAAAGACGAAUCACAGGCAAAAACAUCCAAUACUGGCACUGCCCAAAAGUCGCCCAAUCAAACACAACAAGGUAAAAAUGCCAAACAGGCAACUCCAACUAAACCCGCACAACAAGCAACCAAACAAAGUUCACCAAAGGCCAUAGAAAAACCUAAUGUGACCAAAACUACUGCCUCUCCACAAAAAUUGGCAACAUCUCCUCCAGUAAAAAAGACCAGUGCAACUUCAUCGCCUGUAACAUCACCACCAACCACACCAAUUGAAUCUCCCGUAAAACCAAGUGAGAUUAAAACCACAGAUGCCCAAAAGAAACCCCAAAGCCAAGCCGGACCAAAGCCCGGACAGGCAGCUAAACCCGGCCAGACAAAGCCUGUCACGGCUGGAAGUAAACAACCAUCAACAACAAACGCACCCGCAACAGCAGCCAAGAAAGUACAGUCUCCUGGACAACAAGAUAAUAAAUCAACCAAACCAAUGCCAGCUGCUCCCAAUACUGGAGGGAUGAAAGCAAAAUCAAAAUCGCCACCAAAAACUGAUCCGAAAACAUGGAAGAACAUACAAGCCUGCCAGAAUGCCGCCCUGAGAACUGCGACAGGGUGCCUCCUUAUGACGCCAGUGGACCAUUUACAUGAGGAGGCAAUGGUCUUACCCGUACAUCGGCACAACAGGAUGUUGUCGAUGCAGUACCUGCUUGGGUGUUAUCGCAGGAAUCAUCCAUGCCAUAAUCUUAUGGAUAGAAUUCCCCACCCAGGCACGUAA
Molecule: messenger RNA, 3315 nt
Organism: Musca vetustissima
Lineage: Eukaryota; Metazoa; Arthropoda; Insecta; Diptera; Muscidae
Gene: uncNacbeta
Product: proteoglycan 4
Exons: 2
Coding region: 1-3315 (1104 amino acids)
Cellular component (GO): cytosol; nascent polypeptide-associated complex
Source: RefSeq, a predicted model, not a curated record